Messenger RNA from Thermothielavioides terrestris NRRL 8126, 1765 nucleotides. RefSeq lists its product as uncharacterized. Gene Ontology annotation, molecular function: DNA binding; DNA-(apurinic or apyrimidinic site) endonuclease activity; oxidized pyrimidine nucleobase lesion DNA N-glycosylase activity. The record is from RefSeq and is a predicted model, not a curated record. Bases 184 to 1581 code for a protein of 465 amino acids. Lineage: Eukaryota; Fungi; Ascomycota; Sordariomycetes; Sordariales; Chaetomiaceae. The transcript has 2 exons. Gene Ontology annotation, cellular component: nucleus. Gene Ontology annotation, biological process: nucleotide-excision repair; base-excision repair, AP site formation; base-excision repair.
CAACACCCUGAAUUGCCCGGGUCGCGGUGAACAGGAGCCGAGGUCCUGGUAAUCGAUCACCUGAACAAACCGUGGGCAAGCGACCGGGCCAAAGCAGCCGACAUCUGGUGGGACAUCCUGGGGUCAUCGAGACCGCUGUCCAUUUUCAACCAUCGUAGCAAUCUGGUUCGCAUGCUCAGGAUCAUGCGGACCUCUCGCGUGGCCAAAGAGACAUCCAAGUACUUCGACUCGGGGCCGGCCACAACCGUGCUGCCGCGACGUUCCACGCGCUCCAGCCUCGCGCGCUUCGCACAUGCCGACGGCCCGGCCGCCGCCACCACCAAAGGCAACGGCAAUGCCCACAAUGCAGACGCAGACUUGGCCUUCGGGUCCGACAUCGAGGAUGCCGUCCAGACAACCGUCACGCGCAAGCGCAAGCGCACCACAACACUAGCCCAGUCGUCGCCCCGGCGGGCCGCAACCAGGACUACGAGGGCCGAGGUCAAGACACAAGUCAAGACAGAAACCAAGACGGAGCACGAACUUGACGCAGGAGAAGACCUCGGCGCGAAGCCGACGCCGAAGCCGCGCGGCCGCGCGCGCAAGCCGGCGCGCAAGACGACCGACGCAACAACCGGCGAAACGAAGGUCGAGCCGCCGUCGGACUGGGAAGAAGUCUACCGCCUGGUCAAGGAGAUGCGGCUGACGGGCCCGGCCGCCAACGCCGCCGUCGACACGAUGGGGUGCGAGCGACUCGCCCGGCCCGACGCCAGCGCGCGCGACAGGCGGUUUCAGACCCUCGUGGCGCUGAUGCUGUCGAGCCAGACCAAAGACACGGUCAACGCCGAGGCCAUGGCACGGCUCCAUAAUGAGCUGCCGCCGCACAAGCCGGGCGCGCCGCCGGGCCUGAACCUGGAGAACAUGCUCGCGGUCGACCCGGCGCUGCUGAACGAGCUAAUUGGCAAGGUCGGCUUCCACAACAACAAGACUAAAUACCUCAAACAAACCGCCUCCAUCCUCCAAUCCGACUUCGCCUCCGACAUCCCCCCCACCGUAGCCGGGCUGUGCUCGCUGCCGGGCGUGGGGCCCAAGAUGGCGCACCUCUGCAUGAGCGCGGCCAACGGCUGGGGCCGCGUCGAGGGCGUCGGCGUCGACGUGCACGUGCACCGCAUCACCAACCUGUGGGGGUGGCACGCGACGCGCACGCCCGAGGAGACGCGCCGCGCCCUCGAGGCCUGGCUGCCCCGCGACCGCUGGCGCGAGAUCAACUGGCUGCUGGUCGGCUUCGGGCAGACCGUCUGCCUGCCCGUCGGCCGGCGCUGCGGGGACUGCGAGCUCGGGCUCAGGGGCCUGUGUCGGGCCGCUGAGAGGGGGAAGGUUGCUGAGGGGAGGAGGAGGAGGGCCGCGUUGGAGAGGAGGGAGCUGAAGGUGGAGGUGGAUGUGGAUGGGGAGGGGGGUGUGAAAGUGAAGAAGGAGGAACAGGAAGAGGUGGAGGUGGAGGUGGAGGAGGAGAUGGUUGCGGGGGAGGUGGCUACGAAUGAGCCAGUGCCAGGGCCGUUGAGCGGGACAGAGGUCAAGGUGGAGGAUGGAACAGGCGGCUGAUCCGAUGAGCGCAACGCUUGUGACGGUCGGCCGACGCUCACUAAGACAACUGCAACUACUGUUUACCCGUUGAUGACUUGGUGUUGGCGAGCUCGGCAAAUCGGCGCCGUCCCCGCUUCUACACCCCACAUCGCCAGUGCCCCGUGAUAGCGCCAGUGCUAUAGUCAUUCUUGGCGUGCGUCGA